UUGAUUGAAUUCCAAACAUUAUAUAAACAUUGAACAAUGGCAUUGCAUUUACGUUGCUGCUGUUCGCGAAGUAUAGUAGCAGUUAGACAUUUGAGCUGUUAUGCCUCAAAAAUUAACUCAAACAAAUAUAUUGCAAGAAGUUUAUCUUCUGCCUUGACACAGCGAUCUAACAAACAAGAACACCCAUUCUUUACACACGGAAAAAAUAUUACCACAGCAAGAAACUUUUUUACUGGUACAAGACUAAAGUUCAUUCAAACAUUUGACACCCCAAAUCCGAACAGUCUCAAAUUUGUUCCGGGAGAACAAAUAACUGGAGGUUUCACUGUUGAUUUUCCUGAUUGGACUCAUUCACAUAAAUCACCUCUCGCAAAAAGAUUAUUCAGCAUUGAAGGGGUCAAAAGUGUAUUCUUUGGUCCUGAUUUCAUUACUGUUUCAAGAGCUGAUGAGGAUGUUGAAUGGAAAAUACUGAAACCUGAGAUUUAUGCAACCAUCAUGGACUUUUUUCAAUCUGGCUUACCUAUUCUAUCUGAUGAUGGGCCCUCACCUGACACUGUUAUACAAGAAGACGAUGAUGAUAUUGUAGCUAUGGUGAAAGAAUUAUUAGAUACUCGUAUUCGACCAACAGUAAUGGAAGAUGGUGGUGAUAUUAUAUAUAAAGGAUUUAAUCACGACACAGGAAUUGUUCAAUUGAAAAUGCAGGGUUCUUGCAGUAAUUGUCCAAGUUCAACUGUAACUCUAAAGAAUGGGAUUGAGAACAUGAUGAAAUUUUAUAUUCCUGAGGUCAAAGGUGUCGAAGAAGUUCGAGAUGAACUUGAUGAUGUAUCAGAUCAACAGUUUGAAAAACUUGAAAAUAUGAUAAGAAGAAAAGAAGUGAAACAACAAGAUGAAUGAACGUUUUACGUCAAACAUUGCUUCAUAACAAUCUGCUAUAUUGCGCACAGAUUGCAAACUAUCAUUGUUUAAUUAUUUGACUUCCUGUGUUCUCAGAUCAUACCAAUACAAACUUAAGAGUUGAUGUAAA
Molecule: messenger RNA, 1024 nt
Organism: Styela clava
Lineage: Eukaryota; Metazoa; Chordata; Ascidiacea; Stolidobranchia; Styelidae
Product: NFU1 iron-sulfur cluster scaffold homolog, mitochondrial-like
Biological process (GO): iron-sulfur cluster assembly
Cellular component (GO): mitochondrion
Molecular function (GO): iron ion binding; iron-sulfur cluster binding
Source: RefSeq, a predicted model, not a curated record